Juglans microcarpa x Juglans regia is the source of this 880-nucleotide messenger RNA. RefSeq lists its product as uncharacterized. The transcript has 4 exons. Gene Ontology annotation, cellular component: ribosome. Gene Ontology annotation, biological process: translation. Gene Ontology annotation, molecular function: structural constituent of ribosome. The coding region runs from base 126 to 638 and encodes 170 amino acids. The record is from RefSeq and is a predicted model, not a curated record. Lineage: Eukaryota; Viridiplantae; Streptophyta; Magnoliopsida; Fagales; Juglandaceae.
ACACUAACCAGAUCCCCAAACAACUUUCGUCACAGCCCCCAAAUCAAUUCUGUCUUCUUCCAAAGAGCGAUACAUAAAACCGAACCUCGGUAAAACCAUUCCUAUAACGGCAAUUCCCGACGAAAAUGAUGCAGAGAUGGUGUGCGAAACUUCGGACUCUGGCCCUUCAGUCGUCCCACACUCUUUCGUCUCUCUCUACGUCUACUUCACGUCGCCUUAUUCACGCUUCCACACAGCACCAUCAACCCUCCCGUUUUGCUUCGAGUAGAUGCAGCUUCAGGCACCUCAAUGCAUCUUCUACGACCCAUUAUUCGAUAGUUUUGCAGCCCCACUUUGUGUCUCCCCAAGUUUCUCCAUCUGUAAUUCAAGUGCGGCAUGUCUCUUCCCGAGAGCGGAAGAAGAGGAGAAAGCCAAUGACACCGGUCACGUCUAAGAUAAAGAAAACUAAAAUGAAGUUCUAUUCGUCUUACAAGUCCAGGUUCAGGACAAUGAAUGAUGGCAAUAUCAGGCGCUGGAAGGAGGGAAAGCGGCACAAUGCGCAUUUGAAGUCAAAGAAGUCAAAACGCAGACUCAGACAACCUGGCAUCGUCCCUGUAGCUUAUGCCAAAGUGAUGAAGAAGCUGAGUUUUUGUGGUUAACAUAUCUGGAGUCUUCUAUAGGUUCUGCCAGCUCCUUGAAUGAAAGAGGAAUAAGUUCACCUAUGGUCUUUGCAUUUUUUUCCUCCCGUUUUAAUAUUUUGCAUCUCAGAAUCCAUCCCUAGAGCCCGCAGGUUGUGGAACAAGUUUCUGUAGCUGGCUGAUUGCUGCAAUUGAUAUGUUCAAUUCGAGGUUAUGGAUCAAGAUGAUUAACAGUAUCUUAUUUGAUAAACUAGUUUCUUGAA